UAGCUUGCCCUUGGGGCUCUGUCUGCUGAGACUGGCCCCGUGCGGGGGACCCUGUUCUGGAACUGGGGGCGGCUGAGACUCCAGGGCCCCCGGGUGGUGGCGAUGGCUCACGAAGGGAAGGAAGAGUGGAAAGGUCCUCGUGCCUGAGGCCAUGUUGCCGAGCCACCGGAGAGGAAAAUGGGCGAGGAAAAUGGGGCGUUUCAGAAGCAGCCUCGCCUCCCAGCCCUGAGAGCCCACAGAUAUUUACGUGGAGCCCCACCCAGGAGCUAGAGGGAGAUUGGAACGCCCUGAGGCCCUAGCGAGAAGUGUGGGAUCCUGGAGUCCUGUUUGCACGUUGGCUUUGCAGAAAGCAGGCACCGGCGGGACGAUGGGCUCCCGGGGACUGAGACUUGUGCUGGCAGGCGGCCUGUUGCUGGCCUUCGCCUGUGGCCCGGUGCUGGGCCGUGUGCCACGUGGUCUCCAGGAGCCGCUGGAGCAGGAGUGGACCAAGGAGCCACUGCUGGACUACGAUGAGAGGGAUGGAGAAAAGCAUGAAAAGCCCAGCCCCAGGCGGGGGGAGGAGGCCACAGCUUCCCCGUGCUUCCGCUGCUGUGACCCUGGUACCCCCGUGUACCAGGCUGUCCCUGUGCCACAGAUCAACAUCACCAUCUUGAAAGGUGAAAAGGGUGACCGGGGAGACCGCGGCUUGCAAGGCAAAUACGGCAAGACCGGCUCAGCGGGCGCCCGGGGCCACGUGGGCCCCAAAGGGCAGAAGGGGUCGAUGGGGGCCCCCGGGGACCGCUGCAAGAACCACUACGCCGCCUUCUCCGUGGGCCGCAAGAAGCCGCUGCACAGCAACGACUACUACCAGACCCUGAUCUUCGACACGGAGUUCGUGAACCUCUACGGCCACUUCAACAUGUUCACGGGCAGGUUCUACUGCUACGUGCCGGGCAUCUACUUCUUCAGCCUCAACGUGCACACCUGGAACCAGAAGGAGACGUACCUGCACAUCAUGAAGAACGCGGAGGAGGUGGUGAUCCUGUACGCGCAGGUGAGCGACCGCAGCAUCAUGCAGAGCCAGAGCCUGAUGCUCGAGCUGCGGGACCAGGACGAGGUGUGGGUGCGCCUCUUCAAGGGCGAGCGGGAGAACGCCAUCUUCAGCGACGAGUUCGACACCUACAUCACCUUCAGCGGCUACCUGGUCAAGCACGCCGCGGAGCCCUAGCCCGCCGGCCCCGUGCCGCGCGCCGCAGCCCCCCCCGCCCCCCCCACCCCGCCCCCCAGGCCUGGCUUCCCUGCCCCGCCGCCCCAGCUUCCGCCUCCUCCACGGCGCCCUCCACGGAAGGGGGAGCAGGAGCAGCUGCGCUUGCCGGCCUCGCGGGCUCCCGGGUGGGCUCGGCAGGCAGGCACCUGCCCGGACGGGGUGUCCAGCUGCCCUCCGUGCCCCAGUCCGUAGGCGACCCCGGGGCCGGCCGCCACGU
Mustela lutreola (European mink) is the source of this 1463-nucleotide messenger RNA. RefSeq names its product C1q and TNF related 1 (gene C1QTNF1). Gene Ontology annotation, molecular function: protein binding. Bases 368 to 1207 code for a protein of 279 amino acids. NCBI's taxonomy places the organism in Eukaryota, Metazoa, Chordata, Mammalia, Carnivora, Mustelidae. The transcript has 5 exons. The record is from RefSeq and is a predicted model, not a curated record.